This is a messenger RNA of Ceraceosorus bombacis, 2851 nucleotides long. Lineage: Eukaryota; Fungi; Basidiomycota; Exobasidiomycetes; Ceraceosorales; Ceraceosoraceae. The record is from the annotation of a GenBank genome assembly.
AUGGCGAUUCGAGAAUGUCAAUGUGAGUUGGGCCAUCGUAGACGUGAACGUGUGCGUGUGCGGGUGCGUGUGCGGGUGAGGUGAAACCCCUAUUCGACAUUCUUGAUUCUCAUUUGUCCGUCCAUGCCGUGCGCCGCGCCGCGCCGCGCCGCCCUGCGCUGUGCCGUGCAAUUGAACUUGACUCUCGACUCCGCUUCGGGCAAACCUCUGAUCGUCGCCGCAAUCACGAUGUUCACCAUUUGGAUUCUUGAUUCUUGCUUUGAUUCUUGAUUCAAUUUGCUUUGCUUUUGCCCGCUUCUUCUCGCGAGUGUGUGCACACGUGAUGCGACCGUGCAUGGGGUGUUGGGUUGCACUCUUGACUCACGUGACUUGCUGGUGAUUGAAUGGAUAGCCGGCCACGUGGGCGUGGGCGUGGGCGUGGGCGCGAGGCGCACGGAUGGGAACAGCUGCAAAGAAAUCGCGCCACGCCGCGCGAAGCUUUCGACGAAACGCGGCUCCAAUGCUGGCUGCUCACAGCCUUUGCCUGUCUGCAUCGCUCCACCAUUCGCCAUCCGCAUCCACCCAGGUGCGCACGCAAUACGCAACACCCGCGGCCACACCCGCACCCACACCCACACCCACACCCACACCCACACCACACACCACACACCCAACGCCAACGCUCUCGACUGCCACCCCACUCAUCAACACGAGGUGAGUAGACGGCGUCCACAUCAUCCAGCACCCCGCCCUGCCAUGCCAUGCCAUGCCAUGCCAUGCCACGCAAGCAACGCAAGCAAGCAGCGCGAGCGAGCGAGCCCAAUCAUGAUGAGUCAGCAUAUAUUCAUAGUUCACUCUGCAGCGGCAUUCAUUUGUUCGCGAUGAGGAAGAACCAAAUCAUCUUUCAAAAUGUCUUUCACCCCUAUCUGAAUGUGUGCAGUGCAGCAGUGCACCGCUUGCGUGGUGGGCAAAGGCGUGUGGAGUGGCAGGGGCAGUGGCAGUGGCAGUGGCUGUGGCAGUGGCUGUGGCUGUAUGCGGGCAGUGUGCUCGCCCGCCCGCUCGCACAGCUCACUCCCUCUUGCUCUUCCUUCCCCUCUUCACAACGCAGAUGUCGACAUCAGCAGCAUCGGCCGAGUGCCACGUGGUGAUUGGCGGCUCUGGAUUCUUGGGAUCGGCCAUCAUCAAGGCGUUGGUGGGAAGAGGGGAGAAGCGCGUGGUGAAUGUGGAUGUCAGGUCUCCUGAUCAGCACAGCCUCAGCACCAGCAUCACAGGCAGCAGCUUUGAAAAGGGCGACAUUACCAACAAGGAAUCGCUCGCACUCCUCUUUGCAUCGCUCAAACCCAAUGUCGUCUAUCACACCGCAUCCCCGCUCGCAGACUCGAGCUCGAAGCAGGUGUACGAACUGGUCAAUGUGCAGGGAACGCAGAACGUCAUCGAAGCUGCGCAAGAGGCCGGCGUCAAGAAGCUCGUCUUUACCAGCUCUGCCAGCGUCAUCUUUGACGGCACGGACCUCGUCAAUGCCGACGAGAGGCUGCCCUACCCUCAGCGCGUCUUUGACGAGUAUUCGACGACCAAGGCUCGUGCAGAGCAGCUCGUGCUGCUAGCCAAUGGCGAAAAGAACCUCAAGACGUGCGCCAUUCGGCCCGCUGGCAUCUUUGGGUGAGUGGGCAGCUUCAAGUCAGCGCAAGGCGAUGCGCCCGUCGCGCUAAAGAGCGUCGCGCUCCCUUGCCCCCCGCCCCCCUCUUCGCAGACCCGGUGAUCGACAAGCUCUGCCUGGCUUUUUCAAGGUGCUUGCUUCAGGAAAGACCAAUUUUCAGCUUGGCGACAACAAGAAUCUCUUCGACUGGACAUAUGUGGACAAUGUAGCACACGCUCAUUUACUCGCAGCCGACAAGCUGUCUUCGGCUUCGCCCGUCUAUCCUGCAGAGUUCCUUGCCAGCGUGCACGUCCCUCUGAAGGUCGCAGCCCUGACCGACAAGGCAGAUCGCCGCGUGCCCACCUCCGAAAGCAGACUCAGUCCACCUGGCGUGCCCGACUUUGCUGCAGACUUGCCAAGCACAUUGACGCGAGAGCAGCGUGGUCUGGAUGGUCAGGUGCCCACGAUUGACGUUCGAAGGUGAGCAGCUUUUUUGCGAGAAUGCUUUGGCGCCACGGCUGAAUGCGUUCUUUCCCGCUCCCUGCCAGUGUCGCGCGAAACAAGUUUGACCAAUUCUUCCUGCAAGAGGGUGUGGAGAGCAUCAACAAUCCCUUGCCCAACGUGUGGGACUAUGCCAAGGAAGAUCCGGGUGUCCGCGUCGACGGUCAAGUCUUUCACAUUACCAAUGGUCAGGUAAGUGUGUGGACGGGCGUGCGGGUGCCAGGCGGCCGUAAAAAUCGAGCUCACGCCGUCGACGCUGCCGCUUGCUCGCUCAGCCAAUGCCAUUCUUUGACUUUCCUCGCGCUUUGUGGAAGGCGUAUGACGGUACGAUUGUGGACCCUGCCAAAGUGUGGAAUGUGCCAGUGGAUCUCGCCUUUCCGAUUGCCGCUGUUCAAGAGUGGUUCGGAUGGAUGUUUGGCACGAAACCGGACAUGACGCGAUUCAAGAUCACAUUCAGCGUCUCUAAGCGUGUGAGUGCAGAUGCGGGCGGUAUGGUGUGGUGGUGGUGGUGGUGGCGCGAGACUCAACGCCGCGACUUCUUGCGCAGUACUACAACAUCGAAAGGGCACGCCGAGCGCUAGGCUACACACCCUUGGUAGGCAUGGAAGAGGCCAUCGAGAGGAGCGCCAAGGUAGGUGACAUGAACCGCGCCAUGUUUUGCACUGGCGCAGGCUGACCAACUUUCAUGAUCGCAUGCAGUGGUGGCGCGACGAGCAGCAACGCGCUGCAAAGUGA